UUUGGUAUAUAAAUAAAAGGCUGAGAACAAACAGGCCCUUCCCUUUUUCCUUUUAUUCAAGUCAAUUUUUUUCAUCUUAUCAAAUCCUGAAGAAGUGCAUUUUACGCCAAAAAUGAGCGACAAGAGCUUUCCGAGUAGUUGGAAUACCUAAAAGAAAAUGAAAAGGUAGUUGCAUACCUAACAACAAAACUGAGCAACUGACACGUCGUGUGGUCAACGAAAUAAAAGUAAGUAUCCCACACGGUAUUACGAUGUUUAAUACUACAAGCAGAGUGUGCCAAACAAUGAAAAUGCUGAUAGUCAACAAAAGAGUAAAAAGUUUGGCAGCUUCAUGGGAAAGCUAUUGCUGAAAGGCAGAAAUAAGGGCCCUAUCGAAAAGUCAAUAUCAAAAACAGUGAAAGAGAAAUCUUUAAGACAACAAUAUUUGACAGAGGAGCCUUUUGUUGGACUAUUCCGGAUGAGAAAACACCGAGAUGAACACAAGACAUCAGAAACGCAAUACCAUCCGAUAAGUGCCAGUGUUGGAAUAAAGUUUAGUUUAAAGUUUGCUCACCAAAUACCGCAAAAUGAUAUACAACAACAAGAUAAACAUGAGGCUAAUAUUAUCACUGAUAACAUUAUGCACAAAUACCGAACAGAGAAUGGAAGAAAGACCAGAUGGGAUGUCAAGGGAUCCGUUGACGCUAAUAAGACAACAGAUAAAUUACCUGUUUCGUUAGAAAAAAGUUUAUGUUCAGCCGAAAUUACCAGUAAAGAUAGCAAUGAAGAGGCAAACAAUGAUGAUGACGAUAUACAAUCUAUUGUUUCUUUACAGUCCGACGAUGAUGUGUUAGGCCCAUGGAUUGAAUUGGGAAUGAUUGAUCAUCCAAACAAAGAGGAAAGAAAAUCAGCAGCUUCAAAACUGGACGAAACUUGCAAAGACUGUGAAACUCAAAGCAGUUUCAAGAUUGAAGAUCGUGGUCCAUUUGAACUUGUCAAAUCAUGCGUUAGUUGUCAAUCUCAAUAUGAUGAAAUUUUUGCUAGUUUUAUUGAGAAAUGCCAUAACAAUAACAACGAAAGCACGAAACUACAAACGCCAAAAGAAAAAGUAUUCAAAAAGACUAAAACUGGUCACACGAAAAAAGACACUAUUAGCAACGAUGCAAAAGAAAUUAUAGUCUCAAAGAGUGAUGCGAAAAAGACAGCACAAAAUAAAACAAGUAUCAGCAGAAAACAAGACGCUAUUCCUCCUACAAAAUCUGCUUAUUCUGUCAAAAAUAAUCUCAAAAUAAUGGCUACAAAGAAGAAAGCUAUCACUGUAUCUAAUGAACCGCCACAAAACAAAGGUUUGAAUAACGAUAAGGAUACUAAGCACUAUACGACUGGUGCAUUUAUGACUAGAAGGACUGCUAAGACACUCGCUGAUCCCAAAUUUGGAUUCUACCCAAACCCUCAUGGACUUGUCCAUAAACAAGUUGUUGAAGUUUUGAACAUCAACGGGCAUUGGUACAGAGGUACUUUGGAAAUGAUGGAAAAAGGAAAAGUGAAAAUUAAGUACGAUGGUUGGGAUGACCAAGAAGAAUGGAUUAUCAUGGGAAGCAGACGUCUAAGGGUGCUUUCGGAAGAAGAACAUAGUGGCGUAGAAACUCAUCAAGACAUUGAUGCCACUAAUUCUUGUCAAAAAGACUCAAAUAGUAUCGACAGUUUUGAUGUUGAAGGUACUUCUUGUACAGUAAUGCCAUCUGAGCCACUUGAGACUGAAGCAAAGAUUAUUCGUCCUCCAAAAAUUACUCACAAAAAGACAAGUGAUGACUAUGUGAGUCAGACCUUGGAUAAAGAUCAGACACAGAUCUUCAACAACAAUGAGAUUUUCAUGACGCGGAGAUUAGCUCGUGAACUAGUUGAUGAAUAUGGAUUCAGACCUAAUUCCUUUGGAUAUCGUCGUAACCGCGCUGUUUCUGUUACAUUUUUUACCAAAAAGAAAGGCGAGAGAAAAGCAAAAGAUGAAUGCGUGGGAUAUUUAAGGGAAUUGCGCAAUGAUCAAGUACGAGUCUGGUACCCUAGUCUCAGUUUAUCAGAAUGGCUUCCCAGUGGUAGUAGACGCUUGCGAGUAAUGACCGAUGAAGAAGAAGAAGCCAUAAAGCUUGAAAACAAGGUUGAUCUUGAUAUUCAAGAAGACUCAAGUAAUACUCAAUCUAGUGAGCCGAAGAAAGAAAAGAAAUCAAAGUGUCAAGCAUCUUCCCUAGACAAGACAAACUCUACAGACUUGACAGAAACAGUUGUUUCAUCUAAAAAAAAUUCAGAAGAGAGCACUAAUGCCAUACUGAAACAAAAAUCUCAGACAAAGCAAAAGGCAUCAAAAAGCAAGAAGUCAACAACAGCACCAAUAUCAAAGCCUUCAGAUCCAGAAUUUGUGAACAAAGAAGCUCCUAAAAAUUCAACUUUGAGUGUUACAGGUAGAAGUCAAACUGUGCAAGAUGCUGGGCCAAACGAAUUUUUGACCACUGGUGCAUUUGCUACACGAAGAGCAAUGCGACAACUAAAAGACGAAAACGGAUUUGUACCUAAUCCUUAUGGCUACGUAUAUAAUCAAGCAGUUGAAAUCCUUAACACAAGAUCUGGAAAAACAAUGUUUUGGGAACGUGGGACACUGGUCGCAAUGAAGCCAGGAAAAGUCAAAGUUCAUUAUGACGGAUGGGCAGAUAUCUACGAUGAGUGGAUCAUGGUUGGAAGUCGCAGAAUUCGUGCUGCAUCAGAAACGCCAAAAGAAGACGAUGGGAAUCAUUCAGCAGACGCUAAUAGCAAGUCUGCACUCAACUUGAACUUUGAGGCACCAAUGAAUAACAAAAAGAAAGUCUAUGACCUCUUGAUGCCUGAAUCAAAUCCUGAAAUAACAGACAAUAUCAAAAAGAAAAAGAAUCAUACGAUUAUUCGUCCACAAGACUAUCUUGAACUAGGAAUGCUUGAAAGUUUAGAUGACAUAGCUGCUAAAAAAGCAAAGAAAGAGCAGCGAAGAAAAGAAUUGAAAACAAAACAUUCAGCAAAAAGCAAGACUAGAAACAAAUCACUCAAAAACGACACAAGUGAUAACGAAAACAAUACUGACUUUACCGAUGAUGAAGAAGAUGAUGAGGAUGAUGAGGAUGAUGAGGAUAAUGAGGAUGACUCUGGUUCAAAAAAAUAUGUACUCAAGAAAAAUACAUCAGCCAGUCAAAGAAAGAAGCAAAAUUCAGCAUCUAGCUGUUGCAUGUCUUCUGAGGAAACUACAAAUGAACCACAUAUCAUUUCACUUCGUUUGGCUCAGGCCAAAGCACCGAAAGACCACAAGUUUGUGGCUAACGUUUAUGGUUAUAGCUAUAUGCAACACGUUACUGUGCUACAUCUUGACAAAAAACUCUAUGAAGGAAGACUUGUGUCAAUGCAUAAAAACAAAGUCAAGGUUCAUUAUUGCGGCUGGCUUGAUGCUUUUGAUGAAUACAUUACUUUAGGCAGUAGACGAAUUCAACCAAUUGAUAAUGACCAUGAGGUGCUAUGCAUUGAACCCACAUAUCAUGAGCGUUAUGAAAAGAUGCAAACAGAGAACACAGAAGAGGACUGUAGGACUCACCUUACUGAUCAGCAAUUGCAGCCGCAAAAAACACUUAUCAACAGAUAUAGUAGAAAGAGAAUUACUUUAGCUGAUGUGAACUCGGAUGAAGAAGCAUCUCGUGCAGACCAAGAAUCUAGCAAAGAAGAGUCAGAAGGAAUUAUUGAUAUAUGCAAAAAUCAUGUGAAUUGUAAUCAGUGUAGCGUGGUGAUUAAGCAAUUCAGAUACUAUUGUACUUAUUGCGAGACAUCUCCAUCUGAAAAUGGAAUGCAGAGCUUUGAACUUUGCCUUAGAUGUUUCGAUCAAAAUUUUCCCUUCUGGCAUCAUCAUCCGCGCUCUAGUUUUGCAGUUCAGUCAGUAAUUGAUGCAGCCAUAGGGCCAAGGCCAAUUAAAGGCGAACUUGUCACAAUAUGGGAAGAAGAUAUUUUGGAUGAAAUGCCGACUAACAGUGAAUCUAAUCCAGCGACAGGUGAAGCUCCAAUUGAAGGAGAAAAUCCUAUAGCUGCUGAGAAACCACAAAAAGAUAAUGUUGAUUUGACAAUUCAGACAACUACGGCGGGAAAAGAUAUAGCUGUUGACGCUAGUCAAGUGUUCAAAGGCGAUACUCCUGUCAAGCCAGAUCAAGGCUAUAAACUUCUAAAGAUGUGGAGAAGGAGAAAAGUUUGUGCAUUCUGUAAUGAUGAUGAUGACAAUUCAGAAGAACUCGGUCAGUUUAUUGGUCCUUUCAUCAUUUCAACAUUCAACAAAAAUGGUGUUGAGAAAAAGCGAUCGUUUUGGGCUCAUGAUGCAUGCGCUAGAUAUUCGCCUGAAGUCUUUUGUACGCCUGAAGGUAAAUGGUAUAAUGUAACCCUUGCUUUGCGACGUGGAAGAGGAAUGAGAUGCCAUGGUUGUAAAGAAAAGGGUGCGACGAUUGGAUGCUUUGAGUCCAAAUGUGGCAAAAGCUAUCAUUUACCUUGCGCUCAAAAACCUGUGAGCUAUUUUAAGAGUGGUGUUAUAUUUUGGUGCAGUGUCCAUGAAGCUUACUAUAACAAAAAGGAUACUUAUGUGAACAUAUUCAAUUGUGAUGGGUGUGAAAAGAAGCUGAGCGAUGAGUCUUGGUUUACAUGUGUUUCUUGUGCUUCAAAAAGCUAUUUCCAAUCGUUUGAUUUAUGUACAGAGUGCUAUGAGAAAUUUCCUGAAGAUCAUGAACAUAACGAAGACGAGUUUGAAGAAACAUCAUUCGCCAUUCUUAAAGAGAUGGAAGCUCAAAAAGCUAGAGAGGCAGCCCGAAUCAAAGAAGAAACAAGAGCAGCUAAUGCUGCCAAAAAGAAGAAAAAGCCUUUGUUUCCACGUAGACGCAGAAGGCUUGCAGAUGGAACAAUGCCUGUAUCUUGUUGCUAUUGUGGUACUUAUGAUGCUGAUCAUUGGCGAAAGGGAUACGAUGGAGGAGUCAUUAUGUGUAAUGCAUGCUUUGAACUUGCUUUGCUGAUAGACAACGAUGGAAAGCCAUGCACAUCAGAUAGCUUUGAUUCAGAGCAAGAUCAUUAUGUUGGGCCUAUUGAUGAUUAUUCUCACAAGCCUUAUUUUACACGAGAUACCUUGUCUUCAACCAAAUUCAGUCAGGCUGUAAAUGGGCCACGACUGUCUACAUACGAACCGCAGCCGCAUCAAAUGUUUUCACUUACUUUUGACUCGACUUAUUUUGAUAUACCAGGAAGAGCACCACGUUGGGCAUCUCAUUCAGGAACAGAUUAUCAUGGUACUUGGCUACCUCAAACGGUUCGUAGGGCCAUAUUAAAGUAUACAAGCAAAGAUGAAAGAGUCUUGUCAAAUUUCCUUGGUAGAGGUACAGAUGCUAUCGAAUGUUUUCUAUUACAAAGAAGAUGUUGCGGUAUUGAUAUCAAUCCGGCUGCUGUUACAUUAUCACAACGCAACUGUUGCUUUGAAAUACCUCCUGGUUUGACUUCAGCAGAAUAUCGACCCAUCAUUGCCCAAGCAGAUUCUCGAAAUCUAUCUGGUACUUUGUUUAAUGAUGAAUCGUUCCAUCAUAUCCUUUCACACCCACCUUAUAAAGAUUGUGUUGCUUACUCUACGCAUCUGGAUGGUGAUUUGUCUAGAUUUACAAACAUAGAAGAUUUCAAAACUGAAUAUACCAAAGUUGUUCAAGAAAGCUGGAGACUACUUAAAAUGAGCAGAAGAGUGACUUUAGGUAUUGGUGAUAACCGAGAACACUGCUUUUACAUACCUGUUGGAUUCAGUUUGAUGCGACUUUACAUUGAUAAUGGAUUUGAGCUUGAGGAAUUGAUUGUCAAAAGACAGCGCUAUUGUUCUGCUUUUGGAUUGGGCUCUGUAUUGUGUGUUCAAUAUGACUUUUUGGUGUUCACUCAUGAGUUCAUUGCAACUUUCAAAAAGAUACCGAAACAGGAUACAGAUAAGAUGCUCAUUGAUUAUCAGGACACUGAUAUUCAAGACGAAGUCAACGUAAAGCGUACUGUACGUGGUGUGCCUUCCUCUGCUAUUAUGAGAAAGAGUGUCGUGAUGGGAACUGUAUGGAUAUUUAAACCUACAGAGGCUUACUCUUUUGAUCAAUUAUGUAUUUCACGUAUGGUUGAAAGGUUCGGAAAAGAUGAUGGCAACUGGGAGCAUAUUGAAAUAGAUCUAGGUGAAUCAGUAAAUUUAGCAAGCAGCACAAAUAAAACAGUACAAAAAGAUCAAAUAAGAACUGAAGUAGAUGAAGAAAACCCGCUAUCCGAAUACGAACAGCAGAGAUUGAAAAGGAUACAAGAAAACAACAAGACCUUACUGAAAUUGGGAUUGAUUUCUGAAUUGAGUGAGGAGUCUGAAGAUGUAGUACAUUAUGACACCAUGAUGAAAAAGAAGCCCUAUACAUUUGGCGACUUAACAUUGAUAGUCUCGGGCCAUCUAGAAAAUGUUUUGCCGAAACAUAUUGACAAAUACCGAAAAACUGUUCUCUCUCUAGCUAAGGAAGCUACAACAAAGCUUGCCCCCAAGGGCAUGUUGAUUGUCGGUACUCAAGAUAUUCGUGACCCAAUAACGGGAAAACUAUGGCCAAUGUCAAUGCUCAUUCAAGAAGAUAUAGGGAAACAUGUUGGAAGAGACCUAAUUCGAUUGAAAGAAAUGGUUGUGACAGUUCCAGAAGGCUACUCUAAAGACAGAAAGCAAGAAGAUAAAAACAGAGACGGAGAGAAAGACGAGGAAGAAGAGGAGAUUGAUAUUGAGACAAUUGAUCAUGGCCAUGUUCCUAUAGUGCAUGCUGUUUACCUUGUAUUUCAAAAACUCUAACUAUCUGAAACGCCUUCAAUUUGGUUGGCGAGAUUUCAGUUUUUCAUCAUGUCAAAGUGACAGAGAGUGUCUACUCGGUUUUUUUCUUUUAAAUAAACAU
Gilbertella persicaria is the source of this 6947-nucleotide messenger RNA. RefSeq lists its product as uncharacterized. The transcript is spliced from 23 exons. The record is from RefSeq and is a predicted model, not a curated record. NCBI's taxonomy places the organism in Eukaryota, Fungi, Mucoromycota, Mucoromycetes, Mucorales, Choanephoraceae. Gene Ontology annotation, molecular function: zinc ion binding. The coding region runs from base 332 to 6847 and encodes 2171 amino acids.